AUGUCUGCUCUAUCCAACUGGACAGAGACACUGGAAAAUGUCUUCAAAAGGAUUUUUAUCACCUACAUGGACAACUGGCGCAGGAACACGACCGCCGAGGAAGAGGCACUGCAGGCCGAGGUGGACGCCGAGAACUUCUACUACGUCAUCCUCUACCUCAUGGUGAUGAUUGGCAUGUUCUCCUUCAUCAUCGUGGCCAUCCUGGUGAGCACGGUGAAGUCCAAGAGGCGGGAACACUCCAACGACCCCUACCACCAGUACAUCGUGGAGGACUGGCAGGAAAAGUACAAAAGCCAGAUUUUGCAUUUCGAAGAAGCCAAGGCCACCAUCCACGAGAACACAGGAGCGGAGGGGUUCAAAGCGUCGGCCUGA
Messenger RNA from Lepus europaeus (European hare), 372 nucleotides. It is a transcript of the gene KCNE2, whose product is annotated as potassium voltage-gated channel subfamily E regulatory subunit 2. Gene Ontology annotation, cellular component: membrane. The record is from RefSeq and is a predicted model, not a curated record. Gene Ontology annotation, biological process: regulation of ventricular cardiac muscle cell membrane repolarization; membrane repolarization during action potential; ventricular cardiac muscle cell action potential. The transcript has a single exon. Bases 1 to 372 code for a protein of 123 amino acids. Gene Ontology annotation, molecular function: potassium channel regulator activity; transmembrane transporter binding; delayed rectifier potassium channel activity. NCBI's taxonomy places the organism in Eukaryota, Metazoa, Chordata, Mammalia, Lagomorpha, Leporidae.